Messenger RNA from Oncorhynchus mykiss (rainbow trout), 2636 nucleotides. The record is from RefSeq and is a predicted model, not a curated record. NCBI's taxonomy places the organism in Eukaryota, Metazoa, Chordata, Actinopteri, Salmoniformes, Salmonidae.
GGUUCUUAGAGGAGUAGUUGUGUAACUAGGGAGGCUUUUGAAUGGCUACUUCAACACAGCUGUUGCGAAACGAGAUACCGGGCGGAUUCGAUUAUGCUGAGCCGCGGGGCACCGGUCUAUGGCAAUAAUCUGCACAGCUCGAGCAUGUCAACAAUGCAGCAUUUUGCAUCAGCUAGAAACAUGCAUCCCUUUUCCAUUAAAUAUAUGUUCUAAUUUUCGGAAGGCAGAUGAAGCGUUUUUUCAAAAGCAAUCACUUUUGCAUGUGCAAAUACUGUUAACUCCACGUGCUAAAUACGUCACUUUUUGUUUUGAGACGAUUUAGUCGUGGGCUUUGAACAGGGCACCUGGCUCAGCCCGGUUCCAAAAGGAAUGCAAUCAACUUUCUCCCGGUGGAAAACACGCUUACCCGGGCCAGAUGAAUCGAAUCGCCUCAUUGGUCUAGACGUAUGUUCGUUCCGUAGUAGGUCCAUACUAGUUUAAAAUACUUUGGUGCAGCCUGCUAACACUAAACUCGUGAGUUGCGUCAACCAGGUUAGCAGUCUUCAUAUAUAAUAUUGGCAACGUUUUGCCAUGCGUUUUGUAUGAAAUGCCGCGGAAAGAACGGUGCAAGAACCGGGAAACAUUUUCCACCAAUCGCCAGUCACCAGUUUUGGACAUUAUCUGACACAUGCCAAUAAUUCUCUAGCUAGGGAGUUGAAAUAAGGUAGUGUGAGUCCAAGCAGGUGUCACUGGAUAGGCUAACACAAGACGGCCCAGACAAGGUUUCUCGGGUUUGAUUAACCAACAGGACACUUGGAAACAUGUCGGAGAAACGCCGGUCGCGAUGGUAUUUCGGUGGACUUUCCUCAAGUGCUGCCGCCUGUAUUACACACCCCUUAGAUCUGAUCAAGGUGCACCUCCAGACACAGCACGAGGUGAGGAUGAGGAUGGUGGGAAUGACCAUGAGUGUGGUGCAGAGAGAAGGUGUUCUGGCUCUCUACAGCGGCCUCAGUGCCUCCCUCUGUAGACAGAUGACGUAUUCUCUGUCCCGCUUCGCCAUCUAUGAGACAGUGAGUGAUCAGAUGAAGGACAGGACCCAUGGUCCCAUGCCCUUCUACCAGAAGGUCCUUCUGGGGUUGGUUGGAGGAUUUGCCGGGGGAUUCAUUGGGACCCCAGCAGACAUGGUUAAUGUCAGAAUGCAGAAUGACGUUAAAGUACCACUAGAACUCAGGAGAAAUUAUGCUCAUGCACUAGAUGGACUGUUCCGGGUAUGGAAAGAGGAGGGAAUGAAGAAGCUGUUCUCUGGAGCCACAAUGGCAUCUUCUAGAGGAGCACUGGUCACUGUUGGACAGCUGGCCUGUUAUGAUCAGGCCAAGCAGCUGGUUCUGGGGACUGGAGCCAUGCAAGAUAACAUUCUAACUCACUUCCUGGCCAGCCUCAUCGCAGGAGGCUGUGCCACUGUCCUGUGCCAACCACUGGAUGUCUUGAAGACCAGGCUGAUGAACUCAAAAGGGGAAUAUGUGGGCCUGCUACACUGUGUGAGAGAUACAGCUAAACUGGGACCCAAUGCCUUCUACAAGGUAACUGUUGUGGGCCUGCUACACUGUGUGAGAGAUACAGCUAAACUGGGGCCCGAUGCCUUCUACAAGGGUCUGGUUCCAGCAGGCAUCCGUCUCAUCCCUCACACGGUCCUCACGUUCAUCUUCCUGGAGCAGCUCAGAACCUGCUGCGGCAUCAGGAUCGUCACCUGAGAGGGGUCAGGGGUCACCACCUGAUCACCUAUUGAGUAGUCUGAAAUGUGACCUCUGUGUCAGGACUGCCAGGCCACGCCCAUUCCCUUUGUUCCCUGUUCUGUUCUAUGUGAGCAGGAAACUUUAAUCCACCUGCAACCUCCCCCAUCCUAAACCCCACCUUCUGGAUACAGACUAGUGACUGACUGAAGGAGGGGUUCUGGAUACAGACUACUGACUGACUGAAUGGGGGGUUCUGGAUACAGCCUAGUGACUGACUGAAGGAGGGGUUCUGGAUACAGACUACUGACUGACUGAAUGGGGGGUUCUGGAUACAGACUAGUGACUGACUGAAGGGGGGGUUCUGGAUACAGCCUAGUGACUGACUGAAGGAGGGGUUCUGGAUACAGACUACUGACUGACUGAAUGGGGGGUUCUGGAUACAGACUAGUGACUGACUGAUUGGGGGGUUCUGGAUACAGCCUAGUGACUGACUGAAGGAGGGGUUCUGGAUACAGACUACUGACUGACUGAAUGGGGGGUUCUGGAUACAGACUAGUGACUGACUGAUUGGGGGGUUCUGGAUACAGCCUAGUGACUGACUGAAUGGGGGGUUCUGGAUACAGACUAGUGACUGACUGAUUGGGGGGUUCUGGAUACAGCCUAGUGACUGACUGAAGGAGCGGGGGGGUUCUGGAUACAGACUAGUGACUGACUGAAUGGGGGGUUCUGGAUACAGACUAGUGACUGACUGAAGGAGGGGUUCUGGAUACAGACUAGUGACUGACUGAAGGAGGGGUUCUGGAUACAGACUAGUGACUGACUGAAGGAGGGGUUCUGGAUACAGACUAGUGACUGACUGAAUGGGGGGUUCUGGAUACAGACUAGUGACUGACUGAAUGGGGGGUUCUGGAUACAGACUAGUGA